Molecule: messenger RNA, 1222 nt
Organism: Klebsormidium nitens
Lineage: Eukaryota; Viridiplantae; Streptophyta; Klebsormidiophyceae; Klebsormidiales; Klebsormidiaceae
Source: the annotation of a GenBank genome assembly
CGCGAGGCUGAGGCAGCGAGGCUGCGUCCGCAAGCUCCGGCCCCGGGCAACUCUUCUCCAAAGAUCUUCUGCUAUAAUCUUACACUGACAGCUCUAGAAGGUCUGUGGCCAGUGCAGGUAGAGAAGUUCGGCUGCUUUCAAGUUUGCUCGAGCGCAGUGAGGACACGACGAACCAUCACUGCCGGACCAGUGCCACGGCUUCACCUCUCUGGAACAUCCAGUUGACUACGUGGUUGGGCAGCCACCCAAUGAGGGUUGGGCAGCUCUUCGGUUGAAUAAUGCCGCUGUGGUGUGGCCGUAACCAAGAUGUGGACAUUGCUCAUUGCAAGAAUGCUAUGAAGUUGGAUUGCGUCUGACAAGAAGGUGGCAAGAUGGGCGACGAAGGCCGUAUGAUGAAUUUUGUCUCAGAGAAGCAGCUGGACGAGCUGAAGGCGGCGCGAGGGGGGCGCCCCGAGGAUGGGACUGUCGCUGUGGACAAGCCGCUGUGGGAGAUUUUGAAAGCCAACAAGGAGGUCAAGGACGCAGAGUGGACGGAGAAGCAUCGGCACAAGACCCAGAAAGCCCUGGACGAGGACGAGGUGCACUUCCUGGACGCGGUGGACCUGCACCAACGCGAACAAGAGAAGCUUCAGCGUGAUGCUGAGGCACAAGAGCUGGCUUCUUUUCAGGCUGCACUUUUAGAGAAGCAACUCGGAACAGAGAUCACUCCUGUUCAAAAGCAGCGGAGUUUGAAGGGUGGUGAACCCGUGAAAAUGGUCAAGCGUCCAGCAGAGAAGCCACUUGCUGUGCUAGCGAGCAUGGUCAAGCUUAAGCCGCAACCAAAGAAGCUCAAAGCGGAACAGGUUGAUACUGGAAGCCUGAGACAAGUUCGGGGCGAACUGGAAAAGGACGGACAAGCUCUACGGGAGCAGACAGUACAGAGCGGGCUCCUCGGCUUACAAGACUACAAAGACGAUGACGACGAGGACUCAGAAAAUGAGGAGGGUCCUUCUUGACAGCGGUUGAUCUUGUCAAAGUGCUCUGAUAAUUUGAAAACAUUGCAAGGUCCCAUUCAUAGUGAGUGCUAAGCCUGGUGCAAUUCUCAAGAAACUGCUUUUGUACAUUGUGUAAGACAGUACAUAGAGGAAUCCAGGCGCGUCGAACAUGCACGGCCAUGCCUGACUUCAGUACGCAAUUCAUGGCAUAUGCAACUUAUCGAAUAUAAAUUAACAUCAAUCUCGAC